CACACCACACACAACGAGUACUACAUCGCCAUGUGGGUUCCGAGAUUAGUGGGUCGUUCCCUGAGCCAACUGAAGACCAUUCAUACGGUUCAGUUCAGUUCUCGCCAAAUCAGUGUGAAGAUCGUGAAUGAAUCGAAUAUCGAGGUGCAGCCGGAGGCGAAUGCCAAGCCGCUAACUUUUCCGGGUGUUUGGCUGCGGGACAAUUGCAUGUGCGGUGAUUGCUUUCACGGCAGCUCCAAGUCGCGUAAACUGGACUGGGACAACUUCGAUACCCGCAUCCGGCCACUCAGCCUGCGGACAGAUGAGCAGUCCAAGGAGGUGCUGGUCAAGUGGAGCGAUGCACACGAGAGCCGAUUCCCGUUGUCGUGGCUACAGGAGCGCAGUUUCGAGCCGGAUAAACAGCAGAAGUACCUGCGGGACUUCUACAGACCCACAACGAGACACUGGUCGGGUGCGCAGUUUCAGGAGAUUGCCCAGCACUUCAGCUACGACGAGGUGAUGUCGCAGGACUCGGUGCUGAUGCAGUGGCUCCAGGCGCUGGCCAUCUACGGCGUGGCACUGCUCCGUGGUGCGCCGCUGGAUGAGGGCGUGGUGCGGCGACUGGCGGAUCGGGUGGGCUUCAUACGGCGCACCACCUACGGCGAGGAGUUUGUGGUGCAGGCCAAGCCGGGUGCCCAGAAUUUUGCCUAUCUCUCGCUGCCACUGCCCCUGCACACGGAUCUGCCCUACUACGAGUACAAGCCCAGUGUCAACAUCCUGCACUGCGUGGUGCAGACGGACUCACCUGGCGGCAGCAAUAUGCUGGUGGAUGGCUUCCAUGUGGCCGACCUCCUGCGCCGCGAUCAUCCCGAGGACUUUGACCGCCUCAGCCGCGUGGUCGUCGAUUGGAACGACAUUGGCAGCGAGGACGGACGCGAGUUUCACAACAUCUGGCGGGCACCAGUCAUUUGCUUGGAUGCCGAGGGACGAUACACGCGGAUAAAUCACAGCGUUCCGCAACGGGACAGUCACUUCAACGUGCCGCUCGCGGAGGUCCUGCCGUGGUACGAGUCCUACGCGCGCUUCGUGCGCCUGGCCAUCGCGGAUAGCCACGCCUUCAAGACGCGUCCCGGCGACGUCCUGACCUUCAACAACAUUCGCCUGCUCCACGGACGCACUGGCUACGAUGACUCGGAGCAGAGUCCGCGCUACAUAGUGGGCGCCUAUCUGGACUGGGACAUCAUAUACUCGCGCCUGCGGGUGCUGAAAAAACGAUCGACUGCGACUGCGAGUUGCCAAUAAAAGGCGAGAUAACAUAUUUUCCAAGCCAUUUGAUGUAAGCUUCUCAUUUGAAUACUUGCCCCAGCAAGUACUUUGCCAGCAGCCACAUAUGCUCCUGAAUCCUGCGUUCUGAAUCCUGAGUUCUGAAUCCUGAAGCAUCCUGGCAUCUUGGCAUCCAGCAUUCAGGGAAUCCUCCUAAUCCGGUUUAGCUUAGGGCGCCAAUUUCGGCAGUUAAACCAGCUCAAGCGCAAAAAUGAAAAGUUGUAAAAAAUCGCGAUGAUCCUGGCGAUGAAAAAAAGUCACCACGUUGGGUAGGAGCGCUAAAAUUUGAUGGGCGGUGGGGGAAA
Molecule: messenger RNA, 1607 nt
Organism: Drosophila teissieri
Lineage: Eukaryota; Metazoa; Arthropoda; Insecta; Diptera; Drosophilidae
Product: gamma-butyrobetaine dioxygenase
Exons: 2
Coding region: 31-1281 (416 amino acids)
Biological process (GO): carnitine biosynthetic process
Cellular component (GO): mitochondrion
Molecular function (GO): oxidoreductase activity
Source: RefSeq, a predicted model, not a curated record